AUAAACUCAAUUAAAUAUUGCAAUGACAACGACCACGGACUGCACUACGCAAGUUUAUGUAUAUCACAGUUUGGGCCACCAGUAUAGUGGUAACAAAUCACCGGAUCUUCAGCUUACCUUGCAUGAAUAUGGCAAAGAUUCAAUAGAACUUGAGCUGACAAAUCUAAGAUAUAACACGCAAAAAUGGCAGAAAAUUAAACACAUAUGCAUACUAGCAACUUUAUAUUUAGCUUGUAUCACUUCGGUACCAAAAAGUUUACUCCUUUCAAAAGGACUAAUAUUGUGCGGCGUUUCCUGUCUCUUGUGGUUACUUUACCGAAUUUUAAACUUGUUGUCAUUAAUCAAGAGUGAGAGAAUUAUAUUUUGUUUGGAUUUGGCUCUGCAGUGCCAUACAGUGCGGAUUUUUUCUCGAACCUCAAACAUAUUUAUUCCUGCUAACAAUAUUUAUGAUAUUGUUAUCAACGAGGUUAUUGAAGAUUUGGAUGUACAUUAUAUACUAAUAAUUCGAACACAAGGGCAGCUUUUUCAAAAGAGACCAAUAAUUCCCCUUUUUAAUAAAUUACAUCCAUCGUUCGAGUGCUUGCAAAUGACUUACAAGUAUCUUAAUAAAAUUCUGCGAAAAACUGGCCGAUUGUCAUAAAUAUAGUUUUAUAACUAAAGUAGUUUCAUUCCAAUAGAUGUCAUCUUUACUUCUUCUAUUAGCGAAUCUAUCUAUAUACAUAAAACCAUAAAAUAUACAUAUAUUUGAAUGAAAGUAUUAUCGCUUA
This is a messenger RNA of Ceratitis capitata (Mediterranean fruit fly), 767 nucleotides long. RefSeq lists its product as uncharacterized. The coding region runs from base 23 to 640 and encodes 205 amino acids. Gene Ontology annotation, biological process: GPI anchor biosynthetic process. Lineage: Eukaryota; Metazoa; Arthropoda; Insecta; Diptera; Tephritidae. The record is from RefSeq and is a predicted model, not a curated record. Gene Ontology annotation, cellular component: glycosylphosphatidylinositol-N-acetylglucosaminyltransferase (GPI-GnT) complex. The transcript is spliced from 4 exons.